GUUGGCGGGAACAAAGCACAUUUUAUUAGCAUAUAAUGAUCUGAAAGGAUAAAGGACUGCAAACUGACCAUGUUGAAAGGCUUUUUUACUGCUUUGAGCAGUAAAGUUUUUGGUUCAGGACAAAGUGAAGCUGAGAGUUCAAAUGAAGGUGGUGGUGAGAAUUCCUCCAGCAAUGCCGUAAAGGAAAAGUCAGAUCAGGUAUCGGUUGAUGCAGCCGUGGUAUCAACAGAGGCAGCUGUGCAGAAAAAGGAGAACUUGAAGGAGGCAUCAACUGACAUUGUUGUGCCAACGCCUGAUGAAAACAACAAAAACAACUUUGGUUCAGAAGUCACUAAUAAAGAACUGUCUACUUCUGUCUUUUAUACUAAGAGCAAGAAUGACCCUUCAGGUCAGGAGACAUUGCAUGUGACAGACAAAGAACAGGACCAGGGGAAGGGUGAAAUGACCGAUAUCAAGUCUGAGGAUAGUCCUAGUCCUAGGUCUGGUGGCAAUGGGCAAGAUAUGUCGGAGUGGGUCACAUUAGAAAUGCCUAAGGGUAAAAGAUCUCCCAGGAAUCGCAAAAGCAGAUCUCCAAAGAACCAGGAUAUAAAAUCAACAUCAGCUGCUGUGUCAGCAUCAAGCCAGGAUCAAAAGUCUCUGUUGGAUUCGGAUGAUGUAAUGAUAGAAAAAGCUUCUAGUCCAGUGGAAGUCACAAACAGCAAGCUUGACAAAACAGGCUGUCAGCCCAUGGCCAGGCUGUCAACCUCUCAGGCUGUCAGCCCAUGGCCAGGCUGUCAACCUCUGCCCUGCCUUUAA
Molecule: messenger RNA, 795 nt
Organism: Mizuhopecten yessoensis (Yesso scallop)
Lineage: Eukaryota; Metazoa; Mollusca; Bivalvia; Pectinida; Pectinidae
Exons: 6
Coding region: 70-795 (241 amino acids)
Source: RefSeq, a predicted model, not a curated record